Molecule: messenger RNA, 1122 nt
Organism: Lentinula edodes (shiitake mushroom)
Lineage: Eukaryota; Fungi; Basidiomycota; Agaricomycetes; Agaricales; Omphalotaceae
Exons: 4
Coding region: 1-1122 (373 amino acids)
Source: RefSeq, a predicted model, not a curated record
AUGUCGUCUGCGCCCAGUGCUUCCUCAUCAUCCGAACUUUUCCUGUCGCAUAAGGCUCCUCUAAACCACUCCUGGAGCUCAGCCAAGUGUUUCCCUGGCGAGCAUGCUACCCCUUCCUCGGAGCAGACAACGUUGAUGGGACCUAAUGAUUUCUUUGGGCUUCAAACUCUCGCUGAUAGUUCAUCAGCUUUCUUCGACAGCGCUGGUAGCUUCUCUGGAUUGCUCUCCUCGACGUCUUGGGACAAUGCUCUCGAUCUUCCAUCACUUAAUCAGCUGGAGACUGUCCACGACUAUGCACGGAGCUGUGCUCCCUCUGAUUUAGAGUCGUCCGAACCAGAUUGCGAAACUUUCGGUGACAAUCUCAUAGCCGGUCGAUCCGAUUCUCGAGACGCAUACUGGCCGUCAAGCGUGCUUCCACAAUUAUUCCAGCAAGGGCUUGCAACAGACGUGCUAGUGUCGUCUUUCGACCCAUUCCACCCGAUGAUGGUCCAACAAUCGCAAAGCGCUUUUAGUGGCCAUAUCUCAAAUGUCUCUGGCUAUCAAGAGUUUGACAGAUUUUCUUCGCUCAAAAAGGUGUUGGACCUGGACGAUUGGAAUUCUUUCGGCCACCACCCUUCCUCGUUCCGUUUGCCUGAUCCCCCAAGUCCCGAGGAGUCUUCUUCCCGCGAGUUAACGCCCUCGUCCGCAUCGUCGAGUACCAUCACAGAUGAUGGUUCGGACUUCACGUCGCAGAAAAUAGGCGCCUGUCGUUGGAAGACUCCUUACGGGAUGUGUAACUACACACUUGACAAUCAUCGUGGUACCAUAGCUCAUCACUUGGUCGAGCACCACCAGUGCAAUCGUAAAAAGGGAUCAAACCUCGUAAAAUGUCAAUGGGAAGGCUGCACAUCAAACCCAGUGCAAAACACUGCCAUGGCUCGACACGUCAAGACACAUCUCGGGUUUUUAAGUAAUAGCUGUCCCAAGUGCAAUGGUAUCUAUUCGAGGAAUUCGAGUCUGAUUCGACACAUGGAAAUCUGUAACGGUUUAACUCGAAGGAAGACGAAGUUUUGUGGGCGGGUUCCGAAGUUUGCUAAAGAGGAAAUUUUAGGGAGCAAAUUGAAGUCAAAACGUUCGAGUUAA